Molecule: messenger RNA, 756 nt
Organism: Equus quagga
Lineage: Eukaryota; Metazoa; Chordata; Mammalia; Perissodactyla; Equidae
Product: folate receptor alpha-like
Exons: 2
Coding region: 1-756 (251 amino acids)
Biological process (GO): sperm-egg recognition; cell adhesion; fusion of sperm to egg plasma membrane involved in single fertilization
Cellular component (GO): external side of plasma membrane
Molecular function (GO): signaling receptor activity
Source: RefSeq, a predicted model, not a curated record
AUGGCCCUGCCCAUGACAACACAGCUGCUGCUCCUUCUGGUGUGGGUGGCUGCCGUGCAGGCAGCCCUGCCCAGGACUGACCUCAAUGUCUGCAUGGACGCCAAGCAUCACAAACAAAAGCCAGGCCCGGAGGACACGCUGCAUGAGCAGUGCAGUCCCUGGAAAGAGAAUUCCUGCUGCUCCCUCACCACCAGCCAGGAAGCCCAUAAGGACAUCUCCCACCUGUACAGAUUCAACUGGGACCACUGUGGCAGAAUGGAGGCCGUCCGCAAACGCCACUUCAUCCAGGACACCUGUCUCUGUGAGUGCUCCCCCAACCUGGGGCCCUGGAUCCAGCAGGUGGACCAGGGCUGGAGCAAAGAGCAGAUCCUGGAUGUGCCCCUGUGCAAAGAGGACUGUCCGUGCCGGUGGGAAGACUGUCACCCCUCCUACACCUGCAAGACCAACUGGCACAAGGGCUGGAACUGCACCUCAGGGUUUAACCAGUGCCCAGGGGAAGCUGCCUGCCGCCCCUUCGAUUUCUACUUCCCCACCCCUGAAGCUCUGUGUAAUGAAAUCUGGAGUCACUCCUACAAGGUCAGCAACUACAGCCGAGGGAGCGGCUGCUGCAUCCAGAUGUGGUUCGACCCGGCCCAGGGCAACCCCAAUGAGGAGGUGGCGAGGUUCUAUGCCGAGGCCAUGAAUAGGGCUGGGCUCGGUGGGGCCUGUUCUCUCCUGCUCUGCCUGGCCCUAACGCUGCUCUGGCUGCUCAGCUGA